UUCCCCACGGCAAGAUCGCCCUGCUCACGUCUGCGCACUCUAUGUUCCCUGCGCCAUGAAGGACUGCAACAAGGUCGUGGCAGCCAAGUUCUUCCCAGCAACCGACGAAAUGGGGCAGUCAUCUCCCUCCAGUAACAGCGGCGAUGGGCUUGAACGCAAGACUAGCCCCACACAGGCUUCUGGCAAGCUGUUCCCCCUUUGCGAGGUGGACUACUUCAGGCGUCUUGACCUGAUCUGUGCCAAGUGCAGUGGUGCACUUAGAGGUAGCUACAUCACAGCAUUAGGCAAAAAGUUUCAUGUCGAACAUUUCACCUGCUCCGUCUGUCCAACCGUCUUUGGCCCGCAAGACUCGUACUACGAGCAUGACGGUCAAGUCUUCUGCCACUUUCACUACUCCUCCAGAUUCGCCAUCAGAUGCACUGGUUGCCGCACUGCCAUUCUCAAGCAGUUCGUCGAGAUCAACCGAAACAAUCGCGAUGAGCACUGGCAUCCGGAGUGCUACAUGAUACACAAGUUCUGGAACAUCAAGCUCUGCCCGACAGGGUCCACACCGAAAGACUCCGCCCAAAUUGCUGCCGAGCCCACAACUCUGCCCGGAGUGCCAGAGCCCUCCAACACAGGAGUGGCACCUGCAUCUUCGCUGUCGUCUUCGGCAGAUCCCACACCAGAGGCAUUGGAGACCGAGGCGCACGAAACACCAGCGAGUCUCAAGCACAAGCAGCGGCUCAUGGAGGAGCAAGUGUAUCGCAUAUGGACCGUGCUCAGCGCCUUCGAGGAAAGCUCGGCUGCUUGCAUAUCUGACAUGCUCCGGAAUGUGAGCAGCGGAAAGUAUCUGGGGGGUGUGCGCAUGGCAGAGCGUUUCAUUUUGCACGUCGAAAUCCUAUUCUCUGCCAUCGACGACCUCGAGCGGGAAGCGCGCAAAGAAGGGGCAAAGGGAAUAUCGCACAUCAGAGAAGCACGCAUGCUGUGCAAGAAGAUCGUCAAUUUCUUCUCGCUGCUGUCACAUACUCAAGAGACUGGUGCGCAGCGCAUGGGCAUCACGCAAGAGCUUCUUUCGUUGGUCACAGGCCUGGCGCACUACCUGAAGAUUCUAAUCAGAAUAGCCCUGACUGGAGCCCUCAAGCUUGACAGAGAGUACGAUAACAAAAAGGCCAUCUCGUGGUUCUUGGAUCAACUCGCUUUCCUUGCAAGGGAAGGCCACUCAAAUGGCGAUGCAGGGUCCGAGAGCGCUAAAUCGCCUCGAAGCGCAAGCGGGCACGGUUCGUCCGCAGAUCACGGUGACACUGCCGUUGAUGGCCGCCCGUAUGGAUAUCGUAGCUUGCCCCGCAGUACUAGCGCCUCAAAUAGCGAGGGUGGAGAGAGCGCAACGGACCUUUGCGUAGCUUGUUCGCAGACUGUUGAGGAAGAGUGCGUACGGAUGGGCAUCAAUUUGCGCUGGCAUAUGAGCUGUUUGCGGUGCAAGACUUGCCGGCGAGUAGUGCAUCGAGAGCCUGGCUCCUCGUCCAGGUCCAAGUUGCCAGAACCGGAACAAGCCGCAGACGCACCAGAACCGCUGCCUCUGGGUCACUUCGCGCUCGAAUCUGUGAGACGAGGUCUUGAGAACGCAGCUGCUGGUGGCAGCUCCGCAACUUUGCCGUCAUCAGGAUCGGCCUCUUCUACCGGCUUGCUGCAUUCGCCGUUUUGUCCAGACUGCGCACCCGCGAGCGUUCGCCGAGGUUUCGAAGCCGUCACACGGUUGGAGCAGUAUGCCUUCUUGCUCAGGGUUGCACUCAAUCGUCUGUAUGCGCUGCUCAAGAAGCGCGGUGUGGUGCCUGCCUCACCACCUGCCUCACAGCAGGUCGAGCUUGUGCCAGAGACCGCCGCACAGCAAGCGCACGAUCUGUACAAGGACGAAGAUAUCAAGCGUGUCAAACCGAUGGGGCUCGAUCGCAAGCUUUCUACGAAAGCGAAGGUGCCGCACAUGUCCACUGUCGUUGGCAGCCCUUCAGGACAGCACACGCACACGAGUUCUAUCCAGCAAAGGGCGUCCCCGACCGAGAUCGCGACACAGCAAGCCGAGUCGCGGCCGUCCCUUCAGCAGCCGAGGAGCCCUUCGCCAGGACGUUGGGAUGGCCAGCAAAAUCAAUACGGACCGGGUAGAUCUUCUCCGCAAAAGAAGCUUUCUUCUUCCCCGGGUACUUCGUCGAGAGACCCUUCGCCGAGCAGGCAACCGGGCGUGCAGGCGGGGCAAGCCCAAGGCGGUCGGCCACCCGCACCUGUAAAUCAGCCGCCACCUGUGCCAGCCCAGCAACAUCAGCUCCUGUCACAACAGCAAUACCGGCAGCCACACGCACCUGGCGCAAUCGUACCGAUCAGGCCAGCUUUUGCUCGGCACAACACCGAUGUGCGGAUUCGAGACGAUGGACCUCUGCGUCAGCCGUCUGGCGACGAGGUUGAACCGCACGCGUUGGAUGCGGUCACCUUGGCAGACAUUCCACAGUUGCUGGAGGCGGAGCAGUUGCGGGAGCAGCGGAGAGCCCUGCCUGAGGGCGUUCGAAGCAUUGCUGAGCUCUCUGCGCUUGAGCUGUUCAUCGUGAAGCACAUGGCGGUCAUGAUGCUACAGCAAAGCGCAUUGAAGGACCUGGUCAAUUUGGAUGAUCUCGUCGACGUCAUUGACAUGCGCAAGAACACCUUCUGGGGUAAGCUCUUCAAGGGAGGCAAAGAUGACAAGAAAGUCAAGAAAAAGGGCGUGUUCGCCAUUCCUCUGGAGAUCCUCGUCGAGCGGAGUGGCGCUGACUCUACGCUCGGAGCUUCUGCCUCUCAGCUGCGUAUUCCUUCCUUCGUCGAUGAUAUCGUCUCCGCGAUGCGCCAGAUGGACAUGUCUAUUGAAGGGAUCUUCCGAAAGAACGGCAACAUUCGACGCUUGGCGACGAGUGCCGAGGCAUUGGACAGGGAUAGUGCCCAAGUCAAUCUUUCAGACGACAACCCAGUGCAGCUUGCAGCUCUCCUGAAGAAGUUCCUGCGCGAGUUGCCCGACCCCCUCUUGACUUUCAAGCUUCACAGGUUAUUCGUCAUGUCUCAGAAGCUAGAGCCAGAAUCGGAACGUCACCGCAUCAUGCAUUUGAUCACGGUGCUUCUGCCAAAGCCGCACAGAGAUACGAUGGAAGUUCUGUUCGUCUUCUUGAAGUGGGUCGCUUCUUUCUCUCACAUCGAUGAGGAGACGGGUAGCAAGAUGGAUUUGCAAAACUUGGCAACCGUGCUGGGCCCGAAUAUCCUGUACUCCAAAGGAACGGACCCUGCCAAGGACGAGACGUUCUUGGCCAACCGUGCUGUGCUCGAUCUACUCGAGCACCAGGACGACUACUGGCUCGUGCCCCCAGGUCUGGAUGUUGCUCUCCAAGACCGCGACCUGCUUAACAGCUCUGCUGAGUUGACGUCGAGGGACAUUCUCAAGAAGUGUGAGAAGCACGCCAAGAGGGUGAGAGCGACGACAGUAUCGACGCCGCAGUACACUCGACCGGUCGCUGUUCCAGCUCAAGGCUCGAAUCGAUGGGGCGAUAGCGACUCUCAUCGGCACCAGCCACACCUCCAUGCGCCUCCGUCCAUGAGAGCCGUGGGUCCUGCCGAGUACGGAGCAAGCUACGGACGGUCCCAAGGAAGCAAUGGACACGGUAGCUAUCCUCGAAGCCCUGUCAGCGACGAUCAGCAUCAUCGCCAGCCUAUGCCCUGGAAUGCUGCGCACGGCGGGCAGGGCCAGGGCCAGCCACAAGGAGCGACGCCCUAUAGCAGCCCAUCUCAAGCAGCCCGAGAUAGGAAUGGAGCUCCGAUGGAUGGCUCGUUCAUGUCUAGCAAUUCUUCGCAGCAGCAUUCGCAGCAAGGCUUUGCGUCAUUUGCCGGACAACAAACGCCAAGUCGCACGGGCACGCCUCACUACUCGAGUCCAGGCCAGAACGACGCGAACGGUGCGGACUAUGCGCAUCAUCCAAGCCCUAUGGAGCAACGGUCGAAUUGAUACCUACAGCUCUCUGCAGCUCGUCUCUACACGAAGUUUGCGUCUUUCCUCGACUGGUCUAAAGAUCUUCUAUGCCCCAUCUCCAGGAAUGUGGCCCACCCUUUUCUCAUCGUCAUGAAACUCGUCUCUGAUCUUCUUUCACCUUGCCAAGAUUUACAAUUUCCAUGCCCUCCGUGGCGUGUCCGCAGAGUCUUGCCUCCCUCAACGCUUACAUCAUCUUCUCGGGCCUCGUU
Molecule: messenger RNA, 4224 nt
Organism: Ceraceosorus guamensis
Lineage: Eukaryota; Fungi; Basidiomycota; Exobasidiomycetes; Ceraceosorales; Ceraceosoraceae
Product: RhoGAP-domain-containing protein
Exons: 3
Coding region: 56-3991 (1311 amino acids)
Biological process (GO): signal transduction; actin cytoskeleton organization
Cellular component (GO): cytoplasm
Source: RefSeq, a predicted model, not a curated record